Lactuca sativa (garden lettuce) is the source of this 764-nucleotide messenger RNA. RefSeq names its product cyclin-dependent protein kinase inhibitor SMR6. NCBI's taxonomy places the organism in Eukaryota, Viridiplantae, Streptophyta, Magnoliopsida, Asterales, Asteraceae. Gene Ontology annotation, biological process: regulation of DNA endoreduplication. The record is from RefSeq and is a predicted model, not a curated record.
AUUUACUUAUAAAGCAAAGCAACCCUCCAUCAGUCGUCAAUUCCUAUUCCAGUUUAGAAAAAUCACUCUCAUCUUCCCCUUUCAUCUCUUCACUUUCUCCCCUCAUCUCUUUUCCUAAAUCUUUCCUCCAGAUUCCGUUCCUUUUCUUGUUUAAAGCUCAACUCACGUUUCGGUAUUGACAUGGGAAUUGCAGAAGAAACAAUGGAAUCAGAAUCAGCAUCCAAGAAAUGGGUUAUCGCCGGAAUCCAGUUCAUGACUCCAUUGAAGCCGAUUUACACAAAAAGGGAAACCGAAAAAAAACAUGAAGAUGAUGACGCGGCAAAGGAGUGUUGUACGACUCCGACAUCUCCGGAAUCAGUGAUUCCGUGUUUGUUGAAAUGCCCGGGAGCUCCGAGGAAAAGAAAGGCGAUUUCCAGAAGCCACUGUAAUGACGUUAGAGAUUACUUCAAACCUCCGGAAUUGGAAAGUGUGUUCAUACGCUUUGUUGAAAGGGCAUAAGUGUCUACAUCUUUGUAACUCUAACUAGGGUUAAUUAACUAGGAAAAUAAAUCUUUUGUAAUUAUCAUCUUUACAGUUUGGUUACAAUCUACUUGUUAUAUUUUUAAGAUGCAAAAAAGGCCCCGAUAAAAGUGGAUUAGAACGAAUGAUUCUAACCAUUUUUUUAGUAUGUAACGAUUUUCUUUUCGAUUUAUUAUGUAGAAUAGUUAGUUUGCAAAAAAACUUUAUUUAUGACGUUUGGAAUAAAAAUUAUGUUUUUUAGGUUU